Molecule: messenger RNA, 207 nt
Organism: Suillus subalutaceus
Lineage: Eukaryota; Fungi; Basidiomycota; Agaricomycetes; Boletales; Suillaceae
Exons: 1
Coding region: 1-207 (68 amino acids)
Source: RefSeq, a predicted model, not a curated record
AUGGCUGCACUGGCACCUUCUCCUAAUCAAGAUCCUUCUGGCAGUCAGCAGAUACCAUCAUUGGCCGACAUUCGGUCACACGCUCUCGCAAAAUUCGGUGUCAAGCCUUGUUUGUGGCAGCUUAAAGUUGCCCAGGCUCUGCUCAAAGGGGACCAGGAUGUCAUAUGCACGGCAGGCACUGGAAUGGGGAAAAUGCUCAGAUUCUGA